Messenger RNA from Scheffersomyces amazonensis, 2337 nucleotides. RefSeq names its product Bzz1p (gene BZZ1). The transcript has a single exon. Gene Ontology annotation, molecular function: protein binding. The coding region runs from base 149 to 2038 and encodes 629 amino acids. The record is from RefSeq and is a predicted model, not a curated record. NCBI's taxonomy places the organism in Eukaryota, Fungi, Ascomycota, Pichiomycetes, Serinales, Debaryomycetaceae.
UCGUGCGACAUUGUACUAUGGUGAGUAUGAUUAUCGAAUAAAUGUCUCGAUUUCUUCCAACUCACUAUGAGAUCUGAUAGAUAAUCUGGGGCUAUUAUUAGUUAAAUAAUAUAAAUUGUAUAUCUGUAAUUGAAGAUUUUCAACGGAAAUGUCAAUUGAAGAAAUAUCCAUUGGUAACGAAUUGAAGGAUGGGUUUAAACCCACAUCAAAAUGGAUUAAUAAUGGAAUUAAUUUCUUAAGUGAUAUUGAAGAAUUCUAUCGAGAAAGAGGAGCUCUUGAAAAGGAACAUGCUGAAAAAUUGAAAUUAUUAUGUAAAAAGUAUUUUGAUAAGAAAUCUAAAUUAUCUGCUUCAUUAUCAGUUGGUGAUAAUCCAAUUAUUACCCCUGGUUCAUUAGAAAGUGCAUCAUUAGUAUUAUGGACAGAUGUUUUAACUCAAACUGAAGCAAUUGCUGAUGAAAAGAUUCAAUUUAAUAGACAAUUAAAUACUAGUAUUGGAGAUAAUUUAAAUACUUUAAAAGUUAAAACCAAUAAAAUUAGUAAACAAAUUGAAGGAAUUAAUGAAUUUUUAACUAAUGAAAAACAAAAAAUUGAUGAUGAAGUAAUUAAAUCAAAAAAGCAUUAUGAUACAUUAUGUCAAUCUACUGAAUCAGCUCGUGAUAAAAGUGAAAAAUCUGCUAGUGAUAAAUAUAAGAAAAGAUUAGAAGAUAAAACAAUUGAAAUGAAUAUUGGUAAGAAUGAUUAUUUAUUAAAUAUUUAUGUGGCUAAUACAUUAAAGAAGAAAUAUUAUUACGAAGAUAUACCUGAAUUACUUGAUUAUUAUCAAGAAUUAAAUGAGAUAAGAGUUGGAUUAGUUAAUAAAAUUUUAAAAAAUGCUUGUAUUAUUGAACGUAAUACUUGUGAUAAAAUUAAAGAAAAAUUACAUAGUAUUGAUGAAACAAUUGAUCAAAAUAAUCCUCGAUUAGAUACAACUAUGUAUAUUAAACAUAAUUUAUCUGAUUGGAAAGAAUCAGCUGACGUUCAAUUUAUUCCAAGUUCAAUUUGGCAUGAUGAUGAUGAAUUAAUUACCACUGGACCAGAAUUAAAUAUAUUAAAAAGAAAAUUAAAUGAAGCAUCAAAUGAAUAUGCAAAACUUGAACAAAGAUGUAUUGAUUCAAAACAAAAAUUAGAAGAAUCAACUGGAUCUCGUAAAACUGAUCCUGCAAGUUUAAAUUUAAAAUUUGAUGGUCCCUUAUAUACAUCAUUAUCAAUUUUACAAACAUUUUUAAAAGAUGAUAAUUUACGAGUUAAACGUGAUGUUGAAAUGCAAAUUAUUGAGAAAUUCGCUGGUGAUCAAGAUUUAUCUUAUGUAGAACAACAUAAACAAAAGAAAUCAAGAUUUGGAAUAUUUAAAUCAUCAGGAGGAUCAAAGAAAUCAUCUGGUGAUAAUAAUAUUUCAAUACCAGAUAAUGCAUCUGAUGCUCAAUCUUUACAUACAGUUAAAACAAAUAAUAGUCAUCAUACAACUAAUUCUCGAUUCUUUAGUUUAAGAAGAAAUAGAGGUCAAUCAAUAUCAUCAUCAAUAGCUGAUAGUACAACUUCAGGAGGUUUAAGAGGUAAAGUAACAUAUGCAUUCCAAUCAACUGGAGGUGAUACUUUAUCAAUUAAUGUAGGAGAAACUUUUAAUGUACUUGAAGAAGAUACUGAUGGAUCAGGAUGGACUGAAGUUAGAAUGGAUACUGGGCAAGAAGGGUUAGUUCCUACUGCAUAUAUUGAAAUUAUUCAUGAUUAUCAAUCAUCUACAAUUCCAGUACAACGAGGUUCAAUAUCAAGUAAUGGAGAUAGUAAGAAAAAGGGUCCUGCAGUUGCUCCUAGAAGGGGUGCAAAAAAGAUUCAAUAUAUUGAAGCUUUAUAUGAUUAUGUAGCUGAUGGAGAUGAUGAAAUAAGUAUUAAUGCUGGUGAUAAGAUCACAUUAAUAGAAGAUGAUAUUGAUGGAUGGACAAAGGGAGAAAUUAACGGAUCUACUGGAGUAUUUCCAUCUAGUUAUGUAAGGAAAAUAUAGAAAGAAACAUACUAAGACUGUAUAAAUAAUAAAAUAAAUGAUAACAAUAAUAAUAUCUACGAAUUAAUGGCAAAUUCUAAAUUUCCGAAUUUUUUUAUUAAAGAUUUUUAUAUACGUAUAUAUAUAUAAAAGUAUUUUGGUUUGGGAUGGUUGGUUAGUUAUGUAUGAAGAAUGUAUGCUUCAGAGAACAUAUGAAAUUGAUAAAAAUGUGAAAUAAUAAACCCCAAACUAGGAUCAUUUAUCAUUAUUAUUAUUAUUAUGUGAUUUACACAUAAAAUAUGAAAGAAACUGAAAUGGUA